Messenger RNA from Cephus cinctus (wheat stem sawfly), 2653 nucleotides. RefSeq names its product carotenoid isomerooxygenase (gene ninaB). Gene Ontology annotation, molecular function: carotenoid dioxygenase activity; beta-carotene 15,15'-dioxygenase activity. The coding region runs from base 662 to 2584 and encodes 640 amino acids. The record is from RefSeq and is a predicted model, not a curated record. The transcript has 9 exons. Lineage: Eukaryota; Metazoa; Arthropoda; Insecta; Hymenoptera; Cephidae. Gene Ontology annotation, biological process: retinal metabolic process; carotene catabolic process.
AUUUGAUUAUUCGAUGUUUUACGAUUGGUAGGUUGCUUUGAUUAAUUGGAUUUUGAUGCAUGUGCGAGGGGUAGAUUAUUUAAUUCAGAAUAAUUGAAAUGAUGUUUAGAUGUGACGCGUGAUACGAGGCGACACGUUCCACUUUCUCACGUGUCACGGGCACGAUUGUAUACAAUUGAAGCCCAAAUAGUUUUACUUGUAUCCAUUGGAGGGUUUCGCAUCCAUGAAAAUUGAAUUUAGGCGAUUAAACGUAAAUGCUUUUUAAGGUCAAUGCAGACCCUUCUUUACUGUCAUUCAGUCUUCAAGAGUCUGCGGGAAAUAAUGGAUUUCACUCACAAACGUAUACAUAAGAUUUUAUCCUCUAUCCUUAAACCGCUGGAGGCAAUCCCCGCCGACAACAAUAAUAGAGAAAAGUGUUUCCGCGGAUUUCGUAAUUGAUAGCAAACACCUGAUAAGAAUAAUGGAAAUGAAAUAAAAUAGUUUAUUAAUGUCAAAGUAAAAUUUCUAUAUCUACAUUUAUAAUAUGUAUUAUUCGGUAGUCUUUCGAACAAUAGUAUUAUUUUUGCUUCUAUAAACAAAUAUUGCUUUGAGCAAAUCUGAUCUUAUUGAAACAAUAAAGAUGAAAUGUAGUACCUAACAGUGUCAAUUGAUUGACGAUAAAAUGAAUCGUGUGACGUCGGAUAAUAUUAAAUGUAAGUCAAAUUGUUACAUCACGAAAUUGAACGUAAUUGAGAAUUUAUUAGAUGAGAAUGUUGAACGUUUAAAUUCCUCAGAGGCCCAGUCAAUUGACCAGGAACAUGAGGGCAAAACUGUUCACAAGAAGGAGGAUCAAGGUGACCAAAUGCCAUCUGAAGAAUCUACUAACUAUUGGUCUAACUGCGACACAUCCAUAUGGAUGAGAUCUUGUGAACAUGAAGUGAUAGUACCAAUUUCUGGUGAAGUUAUUGGCACUGUACCAAAAUGGCUUUGCGGUAUCUUGUUAAGAAAUGGUCCUGGCAGUCUUAAAGUAGGUGAAUACAGAUUUGAUCACCUUUUCGACAGCUCUGCUCUACUGCAUAAAUUUCAAAUAAAAAAUGGUUGUAUCACAUACCAAAGACGUUUCGUAGAGACCAAUGUGUACAAAAGGAACCAGGCAGCUCAGAGAAUAGUGUUCACAGAAUUUGGUACCAAAGCAGUGCCGGAUCCUUGUCAGAGUAUUUUUCAAAGAGUGGCUGCUGUUUUCAAUCUCUCCGAAUCGCUAUCAGAUAAUGCCAUGAUAUCUGUAUAUCCAUAUGGAGAUGAGUACUAUACGUUCGCAGAGUCUCCAAUAAUGCACCGAGUGGAUCCAAACACUUUGGAAACUUUGGAUAGAGUUAAUAUUUCCGAUUAUGUUGGUAUAAUCAAUCAUACCUCUCACCCUCUGGUGAUGACCGAUGGGACAGUCUAUAAUUUGGGAAUGAGUAUAACAACUCGUGGUCCAGCUUAUAACGUAGUGUGUUUCCUGCCAAGUCGUUUGACUAUAGACGAUUCUGGAGAAGAGAAAGAACUGUCCAUGUUCGAUCAAGCUACCAUAGUAGCUACGGUUCCCUCAAGAUGGAUAUUGAAUCCUUCGUACAUGCAUACUUUUGGGAUAACGGAAAAUUAUUUUAUCAUUAUCGAACAACCAUUAGCUGUAGCUUUGAUUUCGAUGGUAGCUUGUCAAAUUAAAAAUGAACCUAUGUGCACCUGCUUAAAGUGGCAUGAGAACGAGAACACAUUGAUACACGUCAUCUCCAGAGAAAAUGGACGAGUGGAGAGAACUUUUGUGGCAGAGGCCUUUUUCUUUCUGCAUAUAAUUAAUCAAUUUGAGACCAGAGACAGGGAAUAUAUUGUACUGGAUGUUUGCUGCUAUAGAGAUGCUAAAAUGUUAGAUUGCAUGUACGUCGAUGUGAUGCAGAACAUGCACAAGAAUCCUGACUAUUCUAAGUUAUUCCGAGGAAGGCCAUUACGUUUCGUGCUGCCAAUGAAAAGACCCAGUGCGGAAAUACCAACGGAACAUAACUUAAUAACAGUGAAAACUGUCAAUCAGAGUCUGGAACUUUUUGAGGACCCAAUUGUCCAAGACGACUGUAAGAGAAAUGAUGCUGAUGACAAGAGAUCCGAGUAUUCGAGUGUUUUGGAGAAGAAAGCUUCCGCUCAUAGACUUCCGGAUGGUAGCAUAUUUGUGCGUCCUGAAUUACUUUGUGAUUUGGGAUGCGAAACUCCUAGAUUAAAUUCUGACUUCUAUCUUGGCAGGGAGUACAGAUAUUUCUAUGCGAUAUCUAGCGACGUCGAUUUAGAGAACCCUGGCACGAUUAUCAAGGUAGACACUAUAAAGAAGACUAGAAAGACUUGGGCUGAGAAAGGUGUUUAUCCGAGCGAGCCUAUUUUUGUACCUGAUCCAAAUGGAAAGAAUGAGGAUGACGGAGUUGUACUGAGUGCUUUGGUCUGGGGCGAAGGACGGGAAACGGAAGUUGGUCUGUUGAUCUUGGAUGCAGUUACUUUCGAAGAAAUUGCACGCGCAACUUUUGUUACGCCUGGUCCAGUACCGAAGUGCUUACAUGGCUGGUUUACGCUACAGAAGUGAAUAUUGAUUGUAAUGUAUUAGGCAGUGUUUUGAAACUAUUUUAAUGGAAUAAAUUGUAUUCUUUAUUUA